Molecule: messenger RNA, 2663 nt
Organism: Engraulis encrasicolus (European anchovy)
Lineage: Eukaryota; Metazoa; Chordata; Actinopteri; Clupeiformes; Engraulidae
Gene: rasgrp2
Product: RAS guanyl releasing protein 2 (calcium and DAG-regulated)
Exons: 16
Coding region: 376-2148 (590 amino acids)
Biological process (GO): positive regulation of GTPase activity; Ras protein signal transduction
Cellular component (GO): plasma membrane
Molecular function (GO): guanyl-nucleotide exchange factor activity; calcium ion binding
Source: RefSeq, a predicted model, not a curated record
UCCACCCAGACACGUGCACUGCAGAGGCACUUCACAGCGGGCUCAACUGCAUGAUACUAGACACUUCUUGCGUGACUACCUCACUCAAUGACAGUGUGUUGAGAGCGUUCUUUGUUUCUUUGUGUUGAGUGCGUUUCUUUGCUCUCUGUGGUCUGUUGUUAAGUUAUUGGAUGGAAGUGUGGUCCUCAGGUCGGCCGUGCAGUGGAAGUGUGGUGGCCAUCGUCACACCUGAGGCUUGUGGUGUUUCAGCUUGUGUAGGCCUAUACGCUGGCCUAUCCAGAUGUUGAUCCUCUCCUCUCAUAGGUAGAGGAGUCUGAUACCUACUGAGAAAGAAAGAGAGAGAGAGAGAGAGAAAGAAAGAAAGAGAGAAAGAGAAUGGAGAAUGGGACUCAUUCUGCAACGGUGGACGAGCUGGUGGAGGCCUCCAUCAAAGUGUUUGAUGGCGAGGGGCCUUCAGGAGAUGUUUCUCAGACUAGGAUGUUCCUAAUGAUGCAUCCCUGGUACCUCUCCUCCACGGAGCUGGCCAAAACACUCCUGCUCAAGUUGCAGGAAGACAACUGCUCCCCCUCUCGCCAGCUGCAGAUCUGCCAUCUUAUCAAAUACUGGAUAUCAGAGUUUCCAGCAGAGUUUGAUUUGAACCCCGAGCUGGCCAAUCAGAUCAGAGAAUUCCGAGAGCUGCUUUCGACCAAUGGCCACAGCCGCCUCUGCGAGUUGAUUGACAUUGAGAACGUACCCUCGUAUGCGUGGAGACACCAGUUGGCUGACCAGUCCAUCACCAAGAAGAGCAAGAAGUCGCUGCUCUUCGAUCACCUGGAGCCCGGCGAGCUGGCCGAGCACUUCACCUGUCUGGAGUACCGCUCCUUCUGCAAUAUACUGUUCCAGGACUACCACAGCUUCGUGAUGCAUGGCUGCACAGUGGAUAACCCCAUCUUAGAGCGAUUCAUCACCCUCUUCAACAGCGUGUCUCAGUGGAUUCAGCUGAUGGUGUUAAGCAAGCCAACGGCCCCUCAGAGAGCGGCGGUUAUUUCUCAUUUCAUCAAAGUGGCCAAGGAGCUGCUGCAUCUGCAGAACUUCAACACGUUAAUGGCGGUGGUGGGCGGCCUCAGCAACAGCUCCAUCUCCCGCCUCAAAGACACACAGGCCCUCAUCAGCAAUGAGGACCGCAAGCUCUUCAACAGCCUGGUGGAGGUGGUGACGUCCAGCGGGAACUACGGCAAUUACCGCCAGCGCUUCUCCGAGUGUGCGGGGGGCUUCCGUUUCCCCAUCCUGGGCGUCCACCUGAAGGACCUGAUCGCCGUGCACGUGGCGCUGCCCGACUGGGCCGACAGCGGCUCCAAGAGCCGGGUCAACCUGGUCAAGACCCAGCAGCUCCACGCCAUCCUCCAGGAGCUGGCCACCGUCCAGACCACGCCGCCCAGCAUCACCGAGCGCAGUGACCUCCUCAACCUGCUCAAGGUGUCCCUAACCCAGUACCACAGUGAAGAGGAUAUCUAUCAGCUGUCGCUGCAGAGAGAGCCUCGUAAAGCCGAGCGAACAAUGUCCGUCACCAAACCACCAGCCCCAGUCAUCGAGGAAUGGUCCUCCUCAGUGAAAUCCAAAGCAGACCCUGCCACAACAAGCACACACAUUCAGAAGAUGGUUGAGUCAGUGUUCAAGAACUUCGACACAGAUGGAGAUGGGCACAUUUCUCACGAGGAGUUCCAGAGCAUCAAGAACAACUUCCCUUUCCUCUCCAAAUUUGACGACGUCGACAGAAACCAAGACGGUAGGAUUAGCCCCGAGGAGAUGAUCGAGUACUUUAACAAAGCCAUUUCCCAGCUGAGUGGCAAGAUGGGCUUUGUCCAUACGUUUGUGGAGGUGCACAGCAUGAAGCCUACUCGCUGUGAUCAUUGCGCCGGUGUGAUAUGGGGACCCUACAAACAGAGAUACAAAUGCAAAGUUUGUGGAGUGAACUGCCACAAGGCUUGUUGCGACAGUCUAUCUGUUGAAUGUCGUAAGAGGACACCGUCUACCAGUAGUGAGGACUUUGCUUGUCCACGAGCUCGAUCCUUUAGCUUUCCACAACCUGUCGUCCACCAACAACCUACUCGUUCCUCAGUAAUUCUAGAGCAAUCCCAGGGGGAAGAAGUCUUUGACACCCACCUCUGAUCAACCUUUGCUAGAGGGGACAACAUCACCAAAGGCCACUACUGGGUGUCAUUAUCAAUUCUUACUGUAAAAACUGUUUCAAUGCUCAAUGUAGUCGAACUGUCAGAACUGCCAGAGCUAUUUUUCCUGUUACUUUGUUUGUUUGUUUGCUUGUGCGUUGGUUUGUUUUUCUUACCCUUCAUGUUGGGAAUGCGUCUUUGAUGUUUUCUACUAGAGGUCAGCUGGUUGCUGGCUAGCUGCGUGAGUCAUACAAAGAAGGCCUGGAGAAGAUUUCUGCUUUUCUUCGCAAACGUGAAUGUGAAGGACAAACAGCUCACAGGGGGGCUGUUUUAUAUCAUGGCUGUUUCGGCUCUGUGUGCUUCUCUUUUUAUCGCAGUGCUAGUAGCUCGGAGAGAUGCGCUUUACCUUUUACAUUUGCAUUUGUGAAUGAUUUUUUGUGUGGAUCUGGAUAUGCCAUGUGGAGCUGGAUAUGCCAUUUAAUGUGUGUGUGUGUGUGUGUGUGUGUGUGUGUGUGU